This is a messenger RNA of Ochlerotatus camptorhynchus, 4085 nucleotides long. RefSeq names its product RNA pseudouridylate synthase domain-containing protein 1-like. Gene Ontology annotation, molecular function: pseudouridine synthase activity; RNA binding. Gene Ontology annotation, biological process: enzyme-directed rRNA pseudouridine synthesis. The transcript is spliced from 4 exons. The coding region runs from base 694 to 1596 and encodes 300 amino acids. The record is from RefSeq and is a predicted model, not a curated record. Lineage: Eukaryota; Metazoa; Arthropoda; Insecta; Diptera; Culicidae.
CAUCGAAAGGAAAACCUUCGAUGACAUCAGCCGUACAGAGUCGCGAGCGAAAGGAUAUUCUACCACCCCGUAAAGAAAGGACUUUCAGUCAGGAUCGGGAGAGAGAACGAUGAUGUUGUAGUAAUCGCGAGUGCUCGAGUACGUGUGGAGGAUUAUUGCAGUACGGAACUACAUUUUCGAGUGGUGUCGAAGAAAAUUUCCCAAUUUGCCAAUCUGCUGGCACCGUCCGCGACCGUAUCCGGUUGGUGAUGAAAGUUCGAAAGGCGGAGCAGUGUUUGCCGUAUUGCGAUAGCCACGAUCGAAUGGCCCACAGCGCGAAAAACUGCCAGGAUUCGAGAGUUCCCCUGGGCCAGACGAAUUUUGCUCGAUGCUAGUGGAAUAAUUUUUGCAGCAGCAGAAUUCCACACUACCAAGAGAGUGGGAGCGAAAGGAUUCGAACACGGGAAAAAAGCGAGAGCAGUGGGAGAGUUUGAGAGCGAACACACAAAACACGGACGAACGAAAGGAGCAAAACUAGGAAGACCUGGAAGCACUCUGAAUGCAUUCUGAAUAAAUAAUUUGACAGAUUUCCCGAGCUGCGAGCUGAUAGGAUAGUGGAAAACUCCGUAGGAAUAUUUUUUUGGUUCAAGCUUUUCGAUUAUAGUAACCUAGCCGCUAGAUAUAUAGUAAAUAAAAUUCGAGGGUCCAGCCAGUAUGAUCGAUGAAAUCGUGGAUCGGAUCAUACAGUUCUUCUCUACCGGACUGGUGGAGAAAAUCAUCAAAGCUCUUCUGGUCCUAUGUGACCGCUUCGUGAACUUUAUCCUAUCGCUGUGUGAAGGAAACAACUACAAGAAGAAAGACGAAACGGUAGACGUGCUGUACAGCAGCGGGAACUUUCUCGUCAUAAACAAGAAGCACGAUCUGCUGAUCAAUUCGAAUGAUACGAAAAAGAAAACGGUCCAAACCAUCAUGAGGAAACAGUUCCCGGAGUACGUACAGGAUAAUUUGACGCACGACUUCUACUUUGCCCAUCGGUUGGACUUUGCCACCAGUGGGAUACUGUGCAUACCGCUGAACAAGAAUGCAUGCAAGGAGGUCUGUCAGGUGUUUGAGGAGCAACGGGCGCGAAAGUACUAUCUGGCGCUGCUGCGGGGUCACACGGACUUUGACGAGGAAGUGAUCGACAUUGCGAUUGGCGAGGACAUCCGAUUCAAGGACACCAGCAAGAAGAUGUGCACUAUCCUCGAGGAUGAACUGUGCCAAAAUCCGCGCCGCAGCAUCACCAAGGUGCUGGUGCUCGAUCGGGGCUACUACAAUGGGAAACCGGUCACCAAAGUGCUCUUGCGACCAAUAACCGGCCGGCGGCACCAGCUGCGGCUACACUGUUCCCAAAUUGGGCACGUGAUCGUCGGGGACUACACGUACAGUCUCAAGAUCGACACGUCGCCGCCGCGUAUGUUUCUGCAUGCCUUCCGCCUAGUGCUGCCCAAUUCGUUCGAGAACAUCGACAUCCAAACCGACGAUCCGUUCACGGAGAAGGCCCUCAAGUACAAGUGGAAGGUCGUCGAGCAGGUGAACGGCAUUGCGAAUGCGUUCGAUCUGAUAGAUUCUUUUUAACAUUUGUGGGAACCAUGUAGUUACCAACUGCGUAGGACUCGCACGUUUACGUUUCGGCUGGAGCAAUUUCGUCGGCGGUUAAAUGUAAAUAUUCGAUCGAUUUCGCGAAUUUACUCGCUUUAGGUUCUAGCGUCGUCCUCUUCUCGCAGUUAAUUAAAAAAAAAAAAACAUCCGAAAUGGCUACCCGAUGUUUACGUUGGGCAUCGAUAACAAUCCCUGGGGAGAAGCCCCAGGAGGGAGAGGACGGCUCGAUUAGGUUUUUUCUUGAAUCCGCGAAAUUCUACUAACUCCAUUUAGACGUAUUAUGUAAAUGAUGACGAAUGACCUAACAUAUAUGGCAGCGCAUGAUAGACGACGUACCCGGGGGAACUCAACUCAAAUUCAAACUGUAGUCAUUUUUAAGCGACGAUUAAGGUGCCGGGGAAUGGUUCAUUCCCACGUUUUGGCGGGAAGUGUGAGACCGUAGGUGAUAGCAGGUGCAGAAAAGACAUUUCAAGCAGCGAAGAUGUACUUAACCUAAGAUGGACAUGUUCAGCCACAUUCACACUAAUGAGAAUCUAAUAACUAGUUACACAUUUGAUCUUAUUAUUAGUUGAAGUUUAGAAGUAUUUACUUAAAGAAUAACAAAGGUACUUUAGAUUAAAAAAAAAAAGUGCGAAUCCGUAGAUGAUAUCGAUGAUAAGAAAAUGACAGACUUAGAGACGAGUAUAGAUAGUGAUUCAAUUCCCAAUCAAAAACAGAACAGAUGUGCUAGUUUUGGGAUUUGCUUGCCGUUCUUAACUUUCUCUUUAUACGUUCAAAUUAGCGUUGCCAAUUUUCUAUGAUCAACAUUCGAUAGCUGUGUUUUCCGUUCGUUUUUAUGUGAUUGGUUCUACCAGAUUUAAGGGAAGGUUUGCAUUUCUUUCCACCAAUUUUAGUGUAAGAAGGCUUGUUCCCGUACAUUAGUUUCUGUACAGAAAAGUUGUUCUCGUACUUUCUGCGCGUGCCUCCCCUCUGCAGAAAGAGAGGAGCGUUCCUAUAGUUUCGCUUCCUUUCUAAAACUACCCAAUAAAUGGCACUUGUAUAUUGUUAAAGAGGAAAUUUCAUCUUCGAUGCUCAAAUCGCGAACGAAAAGCAUCGAACAGCGUGUUAAAACAGAUCGAUUCCGUUUCCAAGACAUUUGUACGUCUUUUGCAAAGUGCUGAACUACCAAGAAACAAGUGUAACAAAUUUCACUCUAGACUAGAUUACAAAUUGAAAACUAAUCAACGCAAACGGACAAAGUUAUAAAAAAAAUCGCAGAAUAUAUAUCGCCCAGCACUAAUUUUUAUAUGAAAAAUGUCAGAAGAAAAUUGAGGGACGAUGUCUCUGAACCAAAAAAAAAAAAGAAGCGAGGAGAAAUGAACAGAUUCUAGAAAGCUCUCUUCUUUUUCACUUGUAAAACUAUUCGAAAAGCUUAGAAAAAUCGAAGAGCAGGCAAAUUUUGCGUUUACAUUGAAUCGAACUUCUAACUUACUGCGUUAUCGUUUUCGAAUUUUCCGUAGUUGUAUAACACAUAAAUAGAAUGAAUCAGAAGAAAAAAAAAACAAUAGAACAAUUUAGAAAGAGAACAGUAGGUGGUUUGAGCUGAAGCAGUUAUUUCGUUCCUUUGUAUUGUUUCAUUAGAGUUGAGUUAUUGUUAUAGUUGUGAAUCGUUAGGCUGCCGCCCGAAAAUUGCGAUGUCCAAGCACGACGAGGAAGCCGGGUUACGAGAUUAUCCUGUACCGAGUACGUUUAGCCGAAAGCUUUUUGGGUCUUCCUGUCGGGAGGAGAAUCUACAUCUGAAUCGACGGGAGGAUCGGUGUUGAGGAUUUACUACAGAAUCACGUUUUAACCAAUAUGGCUGAUGUAUGAAUUCUUUGCCACACUGCCAUUUUACUCUUCUUUUACGAGUCUCCUUAUACGACGUCAAAGAGAACAAAGCAGCAAAAGGAACAACUCAGGAAGGUUUAGUUAAUUUUCCGGAACGAAGCGGCAGCUUGAAUUGAAAUGUUCAGUUGUGUUUAAUUUCGAAUCUUAUGGAUAAACAGAAGUUAAACGUUUCUCGUUUGAAUUGAAUUUCUCUUAUUGCGCUCUUAACUUACAAAUACGAACUCACACACACACACACACUGUUGUCAGUCAGUCAAAAACAUUACGAAAGCGAAGUGAAUGACUCAUUCAAAGAGUAUUGCUACAAGCUUACAAAGAAAAACACAAACAUACACACGGGUACGAAACCCUUUCAGAAACACAAACAAACAAACACUCCCACACACACACACAUACACAUACAUUUGUUGAAUGGAACCAAUCUCUCAAUCUGCCUGGCAAACAAACAGGAACAAUAGCGAUAGUUUCGUCGGGAGAAACCCAACAGAAAACAAUUGUACGUAAAACCAAAUGUAAAGUACGACACCUCCUUGUUUGAAUAUCAACAACAGAGAAAAGAACAGGAAAUAAAAUAAUGCUUUUUUGAAGUCAUUGAAGAA